Messenger RNA from Gekko japonicus, 2298 nucleotides. It is a transcript of the gene SLC35D2, whose product is annotated as solute carrier family 35 (UDP-GlcNAc/UDP-glucose transporter), member D2. NCBI's taxonomy places the organism in Eukaryota, Metazoa, Chordata, Lepidosauria, Squamata, Gekkonidae. The transcript is spliced from 12 exons. The coding region runs from base 156 to 1145 and encodes 329 amino acids. Gene Ontology annotation, cellular component: Golgi apparatus. Gene Ontology annotation, molecular function: antiporter activity; GDP-fucose transmembrane transporter activity. The record is from RefSeq and is a predicted model, not a curated record.
GGACAGGCAGGCCGAUGGCGAUCUUCUUCCUGUUGGCUUCGUUUCCUCCGCCCAGGAGGGGCCGGCUGCCCUUGUCUUGGGGGCUGCAUCGCAGGAGUCGCGGUAAUGCCCUGUUGCAUGGCGAAUAGUUUGGGGCUUGCUGCACGUGCGAAGAGAUGAAGGCGGAAGAGGAGCGGGUCGUCGCCGCUGCUGUCGCCCCUCUGCCCAAGCUGCUCUCUGCCCUCUUCUACGGAGCCUGCUCUUUCUUGAUCGUUCUGGUGAACAAGGCGGUGCUGACUGCUUACAGAUUCCCAUCUCCAUUGUUUCUGGGAGUUGGACAGAUGGUGACCACGAUUCUGAUCUUGUAUGUGUCAAAAUUAAAUAAAAUCAUUCACUUCCCUGAUUUUGACAAAAAUAUCCCUAAGAAGCUGUUUCCACUUCCUCUGAUUUAUGUUGGAAAUCACAUAAGUGGAUUGUCAAGCACAAGCAAGCUAAGCUUGCCAAUGUUUACAGUCCUUAGGAAGUUUACCAUUCCACUUACAUUACUGCUGGAAGUCAUGAUACUUGGGAAGCAGUAUUCAUCGAGUGUUGUACUAAGUGUGUUUGCAAUCCUCCUUGGGGCUUUCGUAGCAGCUGGAUCUGAUCUGGCUUUCAGUUUGGAAGGCUAUGUUUCUGUGUUGCUGAAUGAUAUUUUCACUGCUGCAAAUGGCGUUUACACAAAGCAAAAAAUUGACCCCAAGGAGCUGGGAAAAUACGGAGUCAUUUUUUAUAAUGCCUGUUUUAUGGUAAUUCCAACAGUUCUCAUCAGUUUUUUCACUGGGGACUUCCAGCAGGUCACUGCUUUCAAGCAGUGGACCAAUGUUUUAUUCAUUGGACAAUUUCUGCUUUCCUGUAUACUGGGGUUUCUUCUGAUGUAUUCUACGGUUCUCUGUAGCCACUAUAAUUCUGCCCUCACAACCACAGUGGUUGGUGCUAUCAAGAAUGUGUCCAUAGCAUAUAUCGGAAUGCUGGUUGGUGGAGACUACAUCUUUUCUGUGUUGAACUUCAUAGGGCUCAAUAUCUGCAUGGCAGGGGGACUGAGAUACUCAUUUCUAACGAUACAGGGACAGGACAGCCCUAAGCACCCAACAGAUGAAGAAAAUCUAAUGCCCAUUGCCAAGAGCUAGCAAAAUGAAGUUAUAUGAAAAGCCAGAAGAAUGCCUGCUCUGGUGGAAAUCAGGCAAGCACAUGCAGGAAUGGGACCAGAAUAAGACUGAAUCUACCUCACCGCGUAUUGUGGCCCAAGGCAUCAUCGGCUGGGACCGAAUUUGACAUCUGGAAAGCAGUAGUCAGCAGAUGUGCUUGAUUCUUACGUAUCAGGAUGCAAUAAUGCAGUAUUUUUGCACUCUCCUUGAGACAGCUAGCAAGUUAGGUGAUACUUUGUUCCUGCACAGAAAAUUCUUGUGUUUAGCUAAAUCCAAUUUUUCCCCUAAUUUUACAUUGUCAGAGCUCUUAACUGUCAAAAUGCUCUCAUUUAAAUACAUUUGAUUUGCUGCUAAGUUAUCUCGUUGUUGACUGUGGAAUCUAGAAUAAAAUGCUAGCUUAAACUAUAAGAAAGGUUUAGAGGUGUGCAAACAGAAUUGUCAAGUUGCUGCUCUUUCCAAAAGUGAGCACACUUCUACAGCCUGUUCAGAGCUUAAUGUGUUGCUCGACUUACAGGUAGCUGGCUGAUGCAUCGUCUUUUCUUGUGGCUCCAUCCGCCUCUAUAAUGGUACAGCUCAAAGUGCAGCGAGUACUCAUGCAGAAGCCUUAUCUCCUGGGUCAACCCCUGCUGUACUACAGGGUCUUAAAGUGCACAGCCUGUAUCAUCCCAGGAAUGUCCCCACCAGCCUUUUUUGUGCACUUCCUUGUACACAUAGCUAAGUACUGACUGCCCUAAAAGCACAUCUGAUACCGGAAAUAUGUUGUGCCUUAAAUGCCUUGAAGUCAACCUUGCACUCUCUGUAUGGAAUAAGGGCUUCUUCUCUUAUCAUGGCAGUUGUGUUUCCUUAAUUCUCUCUGUGAUGCUAUUACUGUUGGUGAAAUCAAAGCCUUCUUCCAGUCAUCUGUUCUGUACUGUCACAGCCUUCCAUCUUUGGCUUAGUUGAGAGAAAGCAAUGAGAGAAAGCCAAGAGAGCACGAAAAGUUAUGAAAGAGAGCUGUGCAGAUGCCCUAAAACACAUUUUCAAGAACGUUCCCUUUUAAUGCCACGCACUGCUUGUUGAUGAUGACUGGGAUGUGCAAACCCAGGACAUUCUGGACAGGUGGCAUAAAAUGAUAUUAAAAAGAUGCCCUGUUGUU